Messenger RNA from Solea senegalensis (Senegalese sole), 4933 nucleotides. RefSeq names its product zinc finger protein 281a (gene znf281a). Gene Ontology annotation, biological process: regulation of transcription by RNA polymerase II. The transcript is spliced from 7 exons. Gene Ontology annotation, cellular component: nucleus. The record is from RefSeq and is a predicted model, not a curated record. Gene Ontology annotation, molecular function: RNA polymerase II cis-regulatory region sequence-specific DNA binding; DNA-binding transcription factor activity, RNA polymerase II-specific. NCBI's taxonomy places the organism in Eukaryota, Metazoa, Chordata, Actinopteri, Pleuronectiformes, Soleidae. The coding region runs from base 177 to 2570 and encodes 797 amino acids.
UGCGCCGAGGCAAGAUGGAAGAGCCCAGCAGCUGCGGGAAAACAAUGUUUUGGCUCUAGAUGUUGAAAAACGGACCGCUGAGGGCGAACUACGCGAGCCAAAAACACCAGGCCAUGCUCCUACUCCGGAUGACACUUAUUACCACCUCAUAGUUUUCCUGCCUGCCAUCUUUCAGCAUGAACAUCAUUCAAGACAAAAUAGGCAAUGAAUUCCUACGCUCCAAUGGGGGUAUGGACUCCAAUUUUGGCUCGGGCAUGAUUAUGUUCAGCCACUUACCACCGGUGACCAGCUUCACCCGGCUGGCUGCCCACUCCGUCAUGCAGGACCUUCCACCACAUGAAAUGAUCCUGAAGAAGGAGCGUGACUCACCUGACUGCAGCACAGGCACCCAGGGUGGUGGCCAUGCAGGGUUGGGUGACUAUGUUCACUCUAUGGGUAUCAAGCAGGAGAAGCUGUCAGAGCAUGAUUAUCGUCUGCCCCUCUAUCCUGGAGGCCUGGGGAAGAGCACAGAGCUGCUGGAUGUCAGCAACAACCAGAACCUGCAGGUGCAUGACCUCAACAUGGGCAAUCUGCCGACUCAGUUAGGAAAGGAGCCCUCUGGGAGAAAAGGUCGAAGGUCAAAUGGUGAAGGACAGGAGGGCAAACCAAGAAAGAAAAGAAGCGAGGCAAAGCAAUCAAUGAUGCUGGAUGCAGAUGGAGGCAGCCUGUCGCCGGGAACCAAACCUCACAUCUGUGAGCACUGCGCUGCAUCGUUCAGAAGUUCCUACCACCUACGCAGACAUGUCCUCAUUCACACAGGUGAAAGACCCUUCAGGUGCAGUCAGUGCAACAUGAGUUUCAUUCAGAAGUAUCUUCUCCAGCGACAUGAGAAAAUUCACAGUGGAGAGAAGCCAUUUAGCUGUGACCAGUGUAACAUGCGGUUCAUUCAGAAGUACCACAUGGAGAGGCACAAGAGGACGCACAGCGGAGAGAAGCCGUACAGGUGUGAGACCUGCCAACAGUAUUUUUCUAGGACAGACCGACUGCUCAAGCACAAGCGAACCUGUGGAGAAGCCAUAAGGAAGGGGCUGGUUCCCGGGAUGAUGGAUCUGGGUUGUGUUGACAUGGGGCAUGGCAGCUAUGGAAUCACUCAGGGAAGUGUUGGGGGUACUGGCAGAAAGAGGGGCAAGUCCAAAAAUUGUGGAGAGGGAGGGGAGCGCAAAAAGAAGAAGGGGGACGCAGGAGGGGAGAGGGUACCUCACAUUCAUGGUUCUGCAUCAGGAGGUUACAGCAUCCAUGAUUACUCCAUGGAGAACCAAACUGUGUCUUCCACUACUGAGCCAGGACCCAGCAUGCAGCAGAGCCAUCAGGGCCGGGCUCCAAAAAUGGCAUUCAAGAAGGCCAAUCGCAAAAACCAGGCCAAAUCGUUACCGAUGGAGCAGAGUGUGGGCAUGGACGGACUUGGCCUCAUGCAGAGUAACGGAGCCAAAGUUGGCACCAGCAGCAACUACGAUGACGCCAUGCAGUUUCUGAAGAAGAGACGCUACCUUCAUGCAGCAAACAAUGCAAACCCAUCGGGGCCUGUGAUAGCUGGAGGAGUCAGCGGUGAGUAUGACGUCAGUGUUGCUCACUUGUCGUCCCAGCCGUCUGUCGCACAGGGUGUCAUUUCCAGUGUGAUGGACAGUGACGCUCCUCUGUGUCUCGACAAGUCAGGGAUUCCUGAUGAGGUUUUGCAGAGCCUCCUUGACCACUAUACCCACAAACCUGAUGGCUCUCACCACGAUGUUCACUUUGACAUCAGUGACCAGCAUGUGGAUCUGAACCCUGCCAAUGGUCCUGACAUUGGCCACGGCACAGAUCCCUCCAGCCCGUCUGGAGACAAAACUGUGAUGAUGCAUGAGUACUCCCGCUUCCUGCUGCAGGCUUUGGAGCGCACAAGUCACACCACCAGCUUCCCCCUGGGCCCUGCGUCUCCUGCCCCAGGACCGUUCACCAGUUCCCACCCAGGGAACCCUGUCUACGCUGAUAAAAACAUCUACACUACGUCCCCACUUGAGUGUGGGUUCGGCCAGUCAGUGGCCUCGCCUUCGUUGCCCUCAUCUGUGCCAAAAUCUCACUUUGCAAUGCUAACGGGCACCUCACCACAGCACAGCUUCCACCUGAGCAGCCUGGAGCCCGCCACACACCAGCAGCUCACCCCAUCUCAGGAGCUCACUGAGCAGAUGGAGAAGCAUCACUCCUCCACUCCCCCCUCCUCUUACCAGAUCAGCCCAUCUGACCUGAGCAGCCAGAAGGACCAAGCACCGGUCAAAAAUGGCACAGUAGUCUUCCCUCUGGCCCCCUCUCAGGAUCUGGCCCCUCUGGACUCGUCCAAGUCUUCCUACCAGAUAGAAAACUUUGCCCAGGCCUUUGGCUCCCAGUUCAAGUCAGAUGGCCGCAGCUUGUCUUAUGGCACUGACUCUAGCGUGGAGGGGGAUCACAGGAUACGUACGCCUGUGUCUGAAUUCUCAGGGUUUACUAGUUUGUUAUCCGAUGUCAAUGAGCCAGUUAGCACAGGUUCCAAAACUCCAACAAGCCAAAGCUACAGAUGAGCGCCUGAGAGGGAGAGAACACACUGUCGUUAAAGUUGAUGUUCUUGUUUUUAAAUUUUACUGCUCCUAUUUUAUUAUUAUUGUUGUUAUUAUUGUUAUUAUUAUUAUUUUUCUAAGUGACAUCUUUAUUUUAAUAAUGCCGAUGAUCCGUUUCUGUGCCCUCUCCUCUCCCCCACAAUAAGCCUGCAAGGCAUCUUGCGAAUGCAUUUUUUUUAAAGUAUGUUAUUAUUAAGUUAAAUAUGUAUUGACUUAUUCUCGUCAUAUUAGUGUCAUUAGGUCUAGUCAUGAAUCAUGAACUGAAAGUACUUCUUUAAAGUAAAGCGUAGAGUAGCGCCGGUCGUAUUUCUUUUCAAAUGAGCUGAAGUGUUUGAGCAAUCAACUGAACACCUGUAAAAAAUAAUAAUAAUGGUAAUAAUAAUGGGAAUAAUGGCAGGGAAUAGCCCAUAAUUGAACUAGCAAAAACAAACAUGGAAGUUAUUGUCUGUUACAAGGUCAAAGUAUUACUCAGGAAAAAAGUGAGAAAGGAUAAGCCUACGAGGUGCAGUGAGCACGGUUUCCACAAGUUUGUGACUUCGUAGAGGAUUUUUUUUUGUUUCUUCUGUUUUGUUGCCCGUUGAAUGAGUGUGACAUAAACAGACUGCUGCCAGCUCACGUGAACACUGAAACACUUUCUACUUGGCUAUAUAGAGAUUAUGGUACUUUCAUGUCAAUGUGAAACUCAAGUUUUCUUCAAUAAGGGCCAUAUAUAUAUCUAUAUAUCUAUAUUUAUAAGAAUAUAUAUAUAUAUUAAUGUAAGAUAACAGAUUUACUCAGUCUGGGGAACUGCCAGUUUGAAGUACAGGGAGAACGAGGGCUGGUUCCGGGGGGGUAAAUGUUGUCCUUGGUAUAUUUUUGGAGAACAAAAGUCAGAUGUUAGGGCUUUUCUUUGGCCAAUAGAGGUUGCUGUUGGACAGCGAUAGAAUGGCCUUCCCCUUUUUUGCCCCGCCCUCCUCUUCUUCCUCAGUUCUCUUAUUUCUUCAAAAAAAAAAAAAAGAAGAAAGAAUCCAAUUAGCACUUUGAGCCAUUUUGUGCAUCGAGUACAUUGCCCUGUUGGAUUAAGGAAGCUCAAAUGUCAGGAAUGGACUGGCUUUUUGACUGAGACUCUGUUUAUGCAGAUAUGUGUAGGUGGGGGGGGGGCGGUAUGUGAAAAGUGGGAUUUUUCAUUACAUUUUCUCUUCCCCCUUAACUUUCGGGAGGGAUUUGUGAGGGAGGAAGGGAGGGAUGGGGAAUUUUAAAAUAUGACAUUUAAUUGGGAUAAUGUAAAUGUAAUUCAAACCCCUAGUUUUAGUUUUUGACUUGUUACCCAACUUAGCGGCUUUGCCUUUUUUUUUUAUUGAAUUUGAUGAUAAAAAUAAAAUGUGUUAGUGACUUUUUCAGUUGUUACCAUGGCAGCCAUACAUUAUAUGAGCAAGAAAAUAUGGUUGGCCAAAAAAUUUCUUAUGCAUUUAGUCUUUUCAACAUGUGCUGGCUAUACCGUGCAUUCGUGUCCCAUUAGCAAUUGGGUGCCUAUAUCUGAGAAGAACAGAUGCAAGAUACUGUCUAGUAAUUGUUAGAUGUAACGUCUUGCUGAUUUUUUAAAAAUGUAUUUAAUGCUGUUCGUUGUUUCGUAAACGACAGCAAUAAUUGCGCUGUCUUCCAUAGUUGCAACUGGCCUCGAGUACCGAUAUCACUCUGCUGAAUGACCCUUUAGAUCCCUUUACACCCCAAUGGCCUCUUUUAAGCAAUCACUGAACGUGGCAGAGUGAAUUGCGACGCUGUAAUAUCGUAAAAAAUAGUGUGCUAUGUCGAACCGUCGGGGCUUCGAUGAGAAUUUGCCUCACAUAUACCUCAUAUCACAGUUAAACCAGGGACAGAGGAACGAAGGCUUGGUGUCUGCAGCAGAGAUGCUGUUGUACGUGUAAAAGAAAAAGAAACAUUUCUGAGAGUCUAUUUUUGUGAACAUGGCAUUUAUGUGACCCAUUCAGACGACAUUGCUCAAGGGUUUUCUGUGAAUGUCUCAUGCCAACCAGUGUUCAGUCUCUUCAGUUGGACCUCCUCUCUCCACAUGGUAUUGGCCAUUUAUGUUUCAUUAUGCUUUUGUUUACAAAAAAAUUGUACAAAACACUACGUCUUUAUUUUACUUAAUUCUGACCCCUGUAUAAAUUUUUUUAUUUUACUGUCUUUUAUUCCCCCCCCCUUUUUUUUUUUAUCACCGCCAAAUUUUGUAGCCGAUGAUAUCUUCCAUUCUUAUGUUUCAGGCCCUUGUGACAUUUGUCACAAGACUGUAUUUGUCCAAUGAAUUUAAAACUGGUUAGGGAGAAACAAUAAAAAAAAUGUUGACAAAU